Macrobrachium nipponense is the source of this 3927-nucleotide messenger RNA. RefSeq names its product run domain Beclin-1-interacting and cysteine-rich domain-containing protein-like (gene Rubicon). NCBI's taxonomy places the organism in Eukaryota, Metazoa, Arthropoda, Malacostraca, Decapoda, Palaemonidae. Gene Ontology annotation, cellular component: intracellular membrane-bounded organelle. Gene Ontology annotation, molecular function: phosphatidylinositol phosphate binding. The record is from RefSeq and is a predicted model, not a curated record.
GUUUAUGGAGGAUUUCAGCGCCUUUAUGAAGCCAUUUUGCGUAUAUUUUAUCAUGGCUGCCUGCACAAAGAUACUCAGGGAAAUGCUGACAUUUGGCCUUUUAUUGUUGGCCUGCGUGUUAUCAAUCCAGUCCUUGGGCCAAGUAGCGAAGCAACAACAGUUCCUAAACCUGGUGAUAAGUGGAUCCAUUCAUCAUUACAAAAUCUUCAACUAGCAGCUAAGAUAACAGCUCUCACAGCAGAUAGGGAACAUGUUGAAAAACAUUAUCAUCGUUGGGCUUUAUUCAGGUCCCAUCCUCACAUUACCGCUGUUAAAACAUGCCUGAAGGCGCUGGAAGAAAAUUCGCAAGAUGGAUUGGCAAACAUAGACCCCAAACUGCUUGUUGGAGACUAUUACCCCCCUCCUGGAGUUCCUCAGGUUUUUGGCCCACCAGAUGCAGCUGACAGGUUGUUGAAACUUAAAUCUCAGUUGUAUGAUCCAGCUAUCAGUAAAUUAUCAGCUCUGGAUCGUACAACAUCAUUGCCCACCACGCCUUUGUCGGACAAGGACUGGAUACCAGCUUGGCCUUACACAAACCUAGGUAAAGGAUCAAAAACUUCAGAAAUCCAAACUUUUCAGAGGUCUUCAAGUCAGGAUAGUUCAGAGCCAAAGAAAAUUUCAGUUGAGUCAAGUGAAAGUAUUUUCAGGAGUUCCUGUCAUCCUCCUGUAAGAAGGGGGAAGUCUGAAGCAUCUCUUCAAGGCUUACGAAAAGAUGCGGUGAACCCUAUUAGGAGACCUUUUGGUGUGUUGGGUGUCGGUGAACAAAGUGAUAACGAUUCCUUUAUGUGCCGAGAAAGCCCUGAUGGUAGCUCCGGCAGCUCUGACUGGCCUGUAACAAGUCCGGUUAGUCAGGCAGUGCCAUUCAUAAAGAAGGAUUCUCCGCAGUUAUCCAGUUCGUCAAGCUCUCCCAUUGCCCGGUUGGUCAAGGGAGAGCUGCUCAGUAGAAGUGAGACUGGAACUAGACCCAAAGAAUUCUUCAGCACUCCAAUGAUGAAACAUCUUCAAGUUUCUCCUCAUCAUCUUGAUGUAAGUGAUAGCAGUGAACCAGGCAGUAGUAUCUCUCCAAGUCUUCUGCAGGUGAAUUAUGGUGGGAAAUAUACACCCAGUGAUGGGGAUGCAAGUUCACCUCAUGGUUCAAGUGGAACUUGUUCCUUGGACGCCAGGACUCCGCAGUUACGUCGACGUGCUAGUGGAGGAAGAACGGGGUCCAUCCAUGCCGAUAGUGACCUGGACAGUGAAGAGACAGUGGAUGGCGGUGCUGUUCAGGGAUCUAGGCGACGAAAGCGGUCUUCCAUUUCUCAGCACCGUUCCGGUGUGUCUGUCAAACAUCUUGUUGAUAGUCGAGGUGUGCUUGGCAGUGAAGUAGACAAGUCUUGCACUUCAAAGAAUCAUGUAAAGAAUCUCAUGACAAACCAAAGUAAUACUGACAGUGAUGUGAGAGACUCAUACAUAGAAGGAGGAAAUAAAGUGUCUGUAGAGACUACAGUUGCACCAGAUCAUCUAGCAGUUUCAACACAGCUCACAAAAGAGAUUAUUUCAAAGCCUGUAAAAUCAGAGAAUAUAUCCUCUCCUGUGAAAGUUGUUGUCAAUGAUAUUACUGGUAGUUUGGCAUCCAGCGCCCCAGGAACUGGGGUAAAGUCAUCGGAGUCAUCAAGUGACACGGCAAAGUCAAAAAAGAAAACGCAUUCCAGGUCUCGGUCAGAUGGUUCUCAAGAAAUUUCGACCAAGUUGAAAAUAGCCACGUCAAAUACAGCCCCUACCUUAGAAACGGGUAUGAAGUUAGGGGAAGAAGUGACUUUUACGUCACAGAUUCGCAAACGUUUUAUGGAUGAUGGAGGACAUAGCAUUACGCCUGCAGCUGAUUAUGGUGUAUCUCCCCGACCACAGCCUGGCCAAUCUCUCAUUGGCUUUUUGUCUUCUAAGGAUAAACCCUAUGCUGAGUUGGAUCGAGAGAAUGCCCACUUUAAUAUUUCGGAGGCUGUUAUAGCUGCACUUACACAGAUGCAGUUUGAUGUGUGGCAAGGGAAGACAGAAACUAAUCCCUGUGCUGAUGAAGAGAGUGAUGAAGAGAUCCGCAUCCUAGAGGCUAGAAUUCAGGAGAAACGACGUCUCAAACAAGCUGGUACAAGUAUAUCGAAUGUUAAAUCUGUGAGUGUCACUGCUGAUAAGACUACAACCCCUCACCAGUGGGUGCGGAGUCAGAUUCUUAAAGCUGAAAGCACAACUGAUUAUAGCAUGUAUGAAUCUCCACAAAGCUCAACCUACAACAGUGAAUCUGAUCUUUUGUCUGAAUUGGAAGAGGAGGACUCUGAAAAUCUCGCUUCUAAAGGAAGUACACCUGUGUGCAUUUCAAGAAAGACUUCGUCUAGUGAUCCCCCGCCAGUUAUGGGAGACCACCUCUCUGCUGAAGGAGUUGCCAUUAAUCUGUUGAAACGAUUUAGUGAGCAGAAGUUACCUAAGGCCUCCGAGUUGGAUUGGCUAGUGUCAGAGCAAGAUGUUCCACAGAAGCUUCUGCCACUCCCAACCAGUGUAGCAGUGAGUCCAGAUGAUGCAGGCACGGAUAAAAACUCAGCGAUGCAGUUGCAGCUUAGGGGUACUUUUGACUGGGCGCCUCCUCGUCCUCAGCUCAUACUUACCCUGCACACUAAUACUAAGCGUUCUGUCCUCAUGGGAAUCCAGAGAUGGAGGUGCGCGGGUUGUGGGAUGCGCGUGUCGGAAAGUCUGAGUCGACAUUUUCGACUGUGUAAUUACUUGGGCCGCUACUUCUGUACCACAUGCCAUCGAAAUCAGACAGCUAUGAUACCUGCAAAAGUGCUUCAUAAAUGGGAUUUUAGAUUAUACGUCGUUGCAAGCUUUUCUUUUGAACUUCUAGAACGAAUGAAAAUAGACCCCUUGAUCAAUGUUGGAGCAUUAAACCCUCGCCUAUAUAAAAAAUGUAGGCAUUUACAUCAGACCCACAUAUAUCGAUUGCAGCUUUACCAUACACUGCCGUACAUAAAUACUUGCAGUCGUGCUUGUAGUGAAAAAAUGACCCUGGGAAAGUUACCGAUCCACUGGGCGAGUGAUCCCCAUGUUUAUUCUCUAGAGGACCUUGACUGUAUUAGAGCUGGCCAACUUGUCAACAGUAUUAAAGAGGUUACAUCUCUUUGUAUUAGUCAUAUUUCAAAAUGCGAGGUCUGCCUAGGACGUGGGUUUAUAUGCGAAAUUUGCUGUCGUGGAGAAGCUAUCUUCCCGUUCCAGUUAGACUCGACAGCACUGUGCGAAAUCUGCAGUGCCUGCUUUCAUUCCGGGUGUUUCUCGCCAAAUCGUUGCCCACGAUGCAUCCGCAGAGAAUCGAGAAGGUUGUCUCACGAGAUGCCGACUGGCGAGGACGUUUUUGGUGAGGAAUCCUGACCUCGCUUAUAAGCUAAAUCUGUGAACAUAUUCCAUGAACUUUGCCAUAGAUAGUCAAGCUUGUUUCUCCCCCUUCCUGUACAAUAUUGUUUAAGGUUUUUAGAAAUUUCUACCAAAGAAUUGUUAUAAACUGUUGUUAAUUCCGAGAUUCGAAACUACAGGUGCUUUCAUUACACUGUAUGUGAUGGGAAUGGAAUAAUACUAAUAGAAAUGUUUUAUGAAAAAACUAAUUUUAAUUCUUGUUAAUCUUAUUUAGAUUUGAAGAAUAAGAAAUUAUAUACAAUCCUAAUAUUGUGAUAACAUUUAUGGGUAUUAUGUAUUUUCUUAACAUAUGCAUUUGAAGUAACAAUGUAACAAUGAUGCUGUAAAGGAUGGCAUCUGUGGUUUUUGCUGUUGAAAGUUCAACUUCAGAGCUAUAUUUAUUUAUUGAAGGAUCACACUUAUUUGCCAAAUAUAUGUAUAUCGAAUUUUAAUAAAGACUUUCAGUCCUUUUUC